AUGACCGAGCCCUCGUCCGCCGACAAUGGCGGCGGCAUCGUAGGCCGCGUCCGGGGCGCGUCCCUCUCCAUCAUGAACGCGAACCCGCAAUUGGGCAUGUGGCAGGCCGCCGGCACAGCAAUCGCCCAGGCGCCGAAUCUCACCGAGCUCCGCGACCCCGAAUCCGGCGGCGACAACAUCGCCUUCACGGCGCAGGGCCACUCGGCGCGCUACGCCGUCCAGGAACCCCACGGCGACCUGGCGCUCAUCCGAUCCAACACGAGCCGGCGCGCGUCGACGUUUUCUAUUAAUGGGCAAUCGUCUGCCGGUGGGCGAAACGUGUUUAACGACAAAUCAGAAAAUAUCAGAGAAACGGACGAACCCGCUGUGCUGAAUGAGACUUCGGACGAAGCACGGCCGGGGACGGGGACGCAUGAUGAGAGCCUGCUGCCCAGCGAGGGUCAGCAGUUCCAGCGGCGACAGAGUCUGUAUCAGAAGCACGCGGCGGAGGAGAAGGCGCCGUGGAAGACGACCAUUGCCAAUGGGUUGAAGGCAUUUUGGAAGUUCUUCCUCACGCCGUCAGGGUUUGUCAUCACCAUCUACUGCUUGAAUAUUGUCGCCUGGGGAGCCAUGCUCUUCUUCCUCCUCCUCAAGGCCGCACCAGCAAUGAACUACCCAACCGCCGACGACGAUAACUCACCCCGCAAGAAGUGGCUCGAAAUCUCCAGUCAGAUCCUCAACGCCCUCUUCUGCGUAACGGGCUUCGGUCUCGCGCCCUGGCGCUUUCGCGACCUGUACUGGUACAUCCGCGCCGUCAACUUCAAGAACCAGGCGGCGAUGCUCAAGCUCGCGGCGCAGAAUAAGAGCUGGUUCCGGCCGCCUGCGUGGGCUCUUCAGGGCGAGAAAGCGCCUGAGACGUUUACCGGCCAGGUCGCGCCGCCGACGGCGCUGUGGAAGCUGGGGUUCACGAUUUGGAUGAUGGUUUGGAAUACGUUCUUGCAGGCUGUGUUGUGCUAUUUCAUGUGGGGAUACAACCGACUUGAUCGACCUUCAUGGGCUACUGGCACCUUCAUCGGCUUGGGAUGCGGUGUCGCUAUGCUUGCCGGUCUCAUGUCCUGGUGGGAAGGCCGGAAGGUGAAGCAGAUUGAAGGACCAGAGGUCAAGGUCGUUGAAGGAGAGCCCGGAGAGGUGUAA
This is a messenger RNA of Colletotrichum abscissum, 1173 nucleotides long. RefSeq lists its product as uncharacterized. The coding region runs from base 1 to 1173 and encodes 390 amino acids. The record is from RefSeq and is a predicted model, not a curated record. Lineage: Eukaryota; Fungi; Ascomycota; Sordariomycetes; Glomerellales; Glomerellaceae. The transcript has 4 exons.